Molecule: messenger RNA, 3250 nt
Organism: Carassius carassius (crucian carp)
Lineage: Eukaryota; Metazoa; Chordata; Actinopteri; Cypriniformes; Cyprinidae
Gene: mief1
Product: mitochondrial elongation factor 1
Exons: 5
Coding region: 155-1564 (469 amino acids)
Biological process (GO): positive regulation of mitochondrial fission; mitochondrion organization
Cellular component (GO): mitochondrial outer membrane
Source: RefSeq, a predicted model, not a curated record
CAGGCGCUGUCAGACCCUCAGCGCCCCAGCAGAGAGGGAGGACGCACUGAAGAGAGGCCAGUUCUUCCUCAGCAGCGGGCUGGGCGGGUUGGUGUAGAAGAAGCGGUCCAUCAGUAACAGACAGUCUGACCGCUAGCCGGGAGGGAAAAGAUCGAUGGCAGGAGUGAACGGGGAUCGGAAGGGAAAGAAAGACGACAGUGGGCUUGGCACAGCGAUCGACUUUGUGCUCUCUAAUGCAAAGCUGGUGCUGGGAGUCGGAGGAGCAGCCAUGCUCGGGAUCGCCACACUGGCGGUCAAAAGAAUGUACGAUCGAACACUCAGUGCUCCAUCCAGUCCCACUAAAGCCAACCCAUCGGAGCGAAGAAGCUGGGAGGAACCAAGCUGGCUGGGGUCGUCACCACGGACGCUGAACCAUGACAUGAAACAGAACGUCAGCCGCUCUCUACAGACGCUUCCCACCUCCUCCAGCUCCUUCAAGCCAGAUUCUUUACAUCGUGUCAUGGGCCGGGGUGGUGGCCGCCCUGUUAAGGCUGAACUCCAGAAGGCACGGAUGCGCCUCUCACUGCAGGAACACCUCUGGGCCUUCUUUCAUGAACGAGUGGCGAUCCCCUCGGAGGAGCAGGCCGCCGCUCGCAGGGCUGCGUUGGAUAUCUGUGCGGAGCUCAGAGUCUUUCUCCAUGCCAAACUACCCGAUAUGCCUCUCCGAGAAAUGUACCUGAGCGGAAGUCUAUAUGAUGACCUUCAGGUGGUUACUGCUGACCACGCCCAGCUAAUGGUACCCAUGAUCCUUGAGAAGAAUCUCUGGUCAUUCGUUCCUGGUGAGGACACCAUCAUGAAUGUUCCUGGCUUCUGGCUGGUUCGUCGGGAAAACCUUGAGUACUUCCCGCGUGGAAGCAGCUACUGGGACCGCUGCAUGGUGGGUGGCUACCUUUCCCCAAAGAGCAUCCUAGAAGUCUUCGAGAAGCUUGUCGCAGGCUCCAUCAACUGGCCCGCCAUCGGUAGUGUUUUAGAUUAUGUCAUCCGACCUGUGGUCCCGUCAGAAACGCUUGCACUAGAAGUGCAGUAUGAAACAGACCGUCGCCUUUAUGUGGACUUCCUCCCAUUGCUUGUUAUGGAGGACGGCGUCUCGCUGAUCGCCAAACCGCAUCGAUUGGCCGCUGAACGGCAUGAGAACCUGUGGCGGCAGAGUUUUCACAUGGCGCAAACAGCAAAGUUGCGUGCACUCGAUCAGGAAGACUCUGGAUGUCGUUGCGCAUGUCUUAAAGUCGUUAAAGCUGUGUGUAAACUGAAUCCAGCGCUGGCACGGUUAAACGCAAGCCAGCUCAGUAAUGCAAUCCUUCUCCUGUGUGAACAGGAGGGCGAUUGGACUCAGGAAGCUCUCGCCGAUCGUUUCAUGCAGCUGCUUCGUGCACUAGUGGGACACCUAGAGGCUGGGAGGCUACCAUGCAUCCUUAAUCUCAAAGUCGAUCUGUUCUGUGAGCUAACGCCACAGGAAAUAGAUGAACUGGGAUACACACUCUACUGUGCAUUGUCCGACCCAGAAUGCCUUUUGAGAACUGUUUAGCAAACACGCUUUCACACAUGCUACUACCUUUGAGUUGAGUUGAUACACAUACAUGUCUUGUUCUCAGUAGAGCAGUAACCUCAUUGUUUUUUACACAUUCAUAUUUUUGUCAGUCAUACCAUCAUCAGUUAUUUUCAGCUACUACAACCUCAUCUGUUGGUCAUAUUUGAUGUGGCCUAUCUUACAUCAUUUCAGUGUUUUUGAUUGUCCUAAUUCACAGUGAAGUGUAAUGUUGAUUGUUUAUUUAUCUAGUGGAGAAUCAGAUUCUGGCUUCAGUGAUAUUUUAUUAUAAAUUCAAGCACCAUCAUCUCUUCUGUGUUUGCUGUUACCCAAAAUGCCAUGAGUUUCUAUGACGGUAAUUUGAUACGUUACAUUUGAUCUAUGAAAUUCAUGGUUUUAUGUUCGGCAGUUAUUUGUUAUGUGGAAAAUUGUUCAGUAUUUUCUCCAAUUUGUUCUUGGAUUCAUCAAAAAGCUUUCAUCAGAGUGAAUUUUGAGAAAUAUAUAUAUGACAUGGGGAGGUGUUUUAGAUUAAUCAGAUGGCAGGUUUUCAAAUUAUCUUUCAGUUACUAAUAGCGUUGCAAAGUGGGGAUACAUUUCCGGAAACUUUCCAAAAAUCCCAGCAAUAUUCAAAAAAAUCCUGGAGAGUUUCCAACAUUUUCUGGAAAUUUACCACCUUUUUGCAACCCUAGACUAAAUUUCCAGCGAUUUUUCAUAAACGUAUUUCCAUCUUUCUUGUCGGUUUGUGCCAUAUAUGCAAAUUACUUAUUAUACAAGGAGUGCAACUGUGGUAUUAUGUUCUGAUUUUUUUAGUUGAUAAUGUAGCAUACAUGCUUAUUUUCAGUUACGUUAUCUGAGUUAUCUUUCAAAAGUCACUCAUAGAAAUGUUGAAGAGAUAUGAUGUUAUUUAAAUGGUUGACACGGGUUAUUACCACACUGCUGAAACCAGAUGAAGAUUAAAACCUGAAUUAAUAAUCAAAACACAUAUUUAGAAUGGCUAUACAAAGAGUAGAUGGGAUUUUUAUUAUAUUAAAGCUGCCUAAUAAACCAAGGAAACCCAUGCAGACCUCCUUAAAUAUUUAGAAUAGUUUAAAAACACUCUCGGUUCAAUGUUUUGAGGCUGUGAGUUAUAUGGAACGUUUGGGUGAACCGAAAGACGGUAUUGUACACCGAAACCUGUAAUAAAAAAGACUUCAUAGAGACAUUUUAGUAUUUUUGUAUUGAUUGUACAAAUGUAACCAAAAAAAAUCAGUGUGAAAGUAUUUAUGUAUAUCUUGUUAUGAUCAUACUUUGUGCUUGGAGAGUGACGUUUGUUCGAACAAAAUAUACAACAGGCUACGUCUCGGAUAAGAAAUGCCAAAACUCGCAGGAGAUCUUGUUUAUGUUUCGAAGCAUUUAUUUUGCUUGUGUAACCAGAACACCUGUGUCUCCCUGUGUGAUGUAGCAGUACCUAGCGAAUGAUAUGAAAGGGCAGCACCGAAUCCAAAAGUAGAUCUCUAGUGGAGUUUAGCUUGGCCUAGUACUUUGCAUGUGAUGCUUGUGUACUUGUGUCUUCAUUUCCUGGUGAUUCGUAUUUUUUAUUAAACCGCACUUUGUAUCGUUUGUUCUGUAAGAGUGUUUCGUGCCUCGGUCUCUGGACUGCAAUACUGAACAAAGGAUGAAUAUAAAGUCGACUGGAGUGAAACUGUA